AGGGCCUUGACAUCCAUCACACAAGCAGCCUUCCUUCAAUUUUGGAUAAAUACAUAUCAACCGGAUGUAUCAAACAGGACACACAUAAAAAACAACGUAAAAAACAGAGUUGGGUGGGUGAGGAUGAGGAAGCUUUCCUGGUGUCUGCCCGUAGUGACCCAGAGGAGGAGACCAGUAUCCAACAGAAAACCAGCCUGGAUCAGCGCCAUCUAGAGGUGUACAGGAACAUGCACCUGAUGCAGGGGCUGAUGCGACGUCGCUAUGCUGCGUUACUGAGGCAGAAAGUCAGCAAACAGAGACAAGAGAUCAAACAGCAUGAGCCCCCAACCCCUAAACCCCCAGAGAUCUCAAGAGAACAGUGGCUGAGUACAGUUGCAGGGAGGAAGCUGCCAUACUGCACUCUUUCACAUGAUGACCAAUACAUGGAGUCUCUGCCCAAAACUGCGUACUACCUGAUUGUGGAGCUGGAGAACCAGCUGGCUCAGUGUGGCUGUCUGAAGACCCGGCACGACCAGGAUCAGUUCUGGUCAAUGGUGCGGCAGAAACGCAAGAAGGUCCGGCUGGAGACCAGAUUGAGCCAGAUCCGUGGGAUGAUGAUUGGUGGCUGUUCAGCUCCUGAUCUGGGAUCAGUGAGAUUCAUCCGGAAGAAAUCGUUGGUACCAGUCCCUAUAAUACGGAUCACUGUGGAUGAAGAAACUCAACAGGAACAAGGGGUGGCCAGGCAUCGCUUCUACGGCAAACGCUUCCAGGAACGGGCUGAGAUUGAGCAAAUGUUUCCCAAGGUACCCAUGCCCAAGUUUGCAACUCUACAGCCUGAAUUUCUGGAGCAGUUCAAACCCAGGGGCCUUUCCCAGCUGAAGAUUUAUGAGCCACCGGAAAAGACAAGGACAACAGAGCUGAGUGUGCAAAAGCUGCGUCUCAUGCACAGCCGUUCCCUUACCAACAUGGCCGCCACACAGAGACUGUUGGAUGGAAACAGAAUCCCCCUACACUGGAAAGAGGAGAGCAGUGUCCGUAGUCUGAUGCAGUACGUGUUCCCAACUGAUGAGUCCAGAGUGAAGCAAAGGCACAUGGGGAAACCGUUCCUACCUCGCCUACCUCCUAAGACCACCUCAAAACAGACUUCUGCGCCUUCUCCACAACAUAACACAAGGUCCCCUACACGCAUUGUAACUCCUGAGGUGAUCCCAUCGGACGCAGAGGUUAUUGCCCCAAAUCCCCCUGACCCUUUAACCUUGGAGGAGGUCAGUCAGCAAUCCGCUGUGGUGGUCAUAAACUGUCUUUGUAAAACUUGGACAAAUUAUGUUGGGAAUUCCAACAUGGUGGAAAGUCCAGAGGCCCUAACACCCACUGCAGAAGAAAUAAAGUGAGAAUCUGCCCAGUUACUGUGCUAGACUCUGCAAGGGUAGGUACCAUUAAGUAACCUAAAAUCUGACAGGGGGCCUGACCCUUCUUCACAGAAGAAACUGAACAUACUGCAGGAAUGUGAUGAGAGUGGGACUGUGCUGAGCACUAUGAGUCAGAGUUACUGGCAAAUGAAUAACAGAAACAUGUGAUCUUUGUGACUGUUGUAAUUAGGAAUGGUGUGAAUGGGAUUUAAAGAGUAUACAUAUGCAGUUUUGCAGAGAUGCCAAUAAAUUAUUGAUCCUUUCAUAAUCAGGAUUCACGCUAAUGAAUUUUAAGUUGUGCCUUUCUGAUUUUGUA
Messenger RNA from Conger conger (European conger), 1704 nucleotides. RefSeq lists its product as uncharacterized. The record is from RefSeq and is a predicted model, not a curated record. Lineage: Eukaryota; Metazoa; Chordata; Actinopteri; Anguilliformes; Congridae. The transcript has 13 exons. Bases 228 to 1370 code for a protein of 380 amino acids.